ACAAAAAUUUUGGAUAAUUUUAGAAUAUGCCUUGCCGGAAAUCUCUUAAGUCUGAACAAGUCAUAUGCUUAUAUAUUGGAAAAUAAAGCAGUCUCUUUCACCAGAACCUAACCAUGGCUACAAAACUAGUUACAAGAUGUUCACUGCUUAUGCAGGUUUUGGUUUUCUUUCUGGCUGUUGUUCCUGAUGCAUUUGCUUUACCACUAAACAGGUUGAAAUCUCUGACUGUAAUCAAGGAGGUAAACCGCAGAGGGCCUUAUCUUGGUCUCAUCACAGUGUAUGAACCUGAAGAGAAUGCUUUUUUUGCUACUGGGGCUUUUAAGCCUCACAAGACUCACCCAUUUGUAGACUUAUCAGGUCGGCGAUUCCGGGUUGGAAAGAUACAUGGUGAGAAAGUCAUCUAUGUGAGAUGUGGGGUUGGAAUGGUAAAUGCUGCAGCAGCAACACAACAAAUGCUGGAUUUGUUUGACAUAAAGGGCAUAAUCCAUUUUGGCAUUGCCGGGAAUGCAAAUGAUUCUAUGUCCAUUGGAGAUGUUAUCAUUCCCAAACAAUUUGCUAACACUGGCAUUUGGGGCUGGGUGAACCUUAAUAGUACAACGAACCUUAGCGAUGUUGUUCACUUGGAUAUUGCAAGCUACAAUGUACCAAAAGGUGAAGGAACUAAUUUGUUGGGACAUAUUGGGUAUAGUGAUGAGGAAUUCUACUCUGAGUUGGGGAAGCCCAAUACUGCUCAGCCGCUGUUUUGGGCAGAAACAAGUAAGCAUUGGCUUCAUCUUGCUGCCAACUUGGAGGGGAUGGAAUUGGAACAGUGUGUGAAUUCAAGCUUGUGCCUCCCACACAAGCCCAAGCUAGUAGUUGGACUAAGGGGAUCAACAUCCAACAUUUUUGUGGAUAAUGCAGCUUAUAGGAAAUUUUUAGUUAGAAAUUUUCACGUGUCAUCCGUAGAUAUGGAGAGUGCAGCUGUAGUAAUGACAAGCUUGUCAAAUGGUUCUCCAGUGAUAGUAUUCAGAGGGUUAUCAGAUUUAGCCGGAGGACAAUCAGGAGGAAAUGCAAUUUUAAAAUUUGGACCUCUUGCAGCACUCAAUACUGCCAAAGCUGUUGUUCAAUUUAUCAAGACAUUACAAUGAUGUAAUUUUUAUUUGUUAUUGCUUUCGUAAACUCAUACCUUUGAUGAUGUUAGCCAGUGAUGUUCAUUUAAAGGCUAUCUAUGGACAUGUUAGCUUUUAUGCAUAAUGAAUAAAAUAUGUAAGUUCUUAACAAUGAAUUCAUUAGUCUCUAAAUAAAGGAAAGGGUAUAUUUAAGAUC
Molecule: messenger RNA, 1305 nt
Organism: Quercus lobata
Lineage: Eukaryota; Viridiplantae; Streptophyta; Magnoliopsida; Fagales; Fagaceae
Product: bark storage protein A-like
Exons: 6
Coding region: 114-1127 (337 amino acids)
Biological process (GO): nucleoside metabolic process
Molecular function (GO): catalytic activity
Source: RefSeq, a predicted model, not a curated record